This is a messenger RNA of Nothobranchius furzeri (turquoise killifish), 4241 nucleotides long. RefSeq names its product arginine-glutamic acid dipeptide repeats protein-like. Lineage: Eukaryota; Metazoa; Chordata; Actinopteri; Cyprinodontiformes; Nothobranchiidae. The record is from RefSeq and is a predicted model, not a curated record.
GAACAAUCACACGAUAAUAAAUCACAUUGCAUUAAGUGCCCACCAUAGCCUUAAGACCUGUGUUGAACGUGCCCAAGUCCAUACUUAUGAGAGCACCAAGUGAGCACAUGUGUGUGUACACGCGCUUGUUUAUGUAAGGUUUCUCUAUAGGAGCGUCCAAUAGAGAGUGUGAGGGGCCACAGAUCUGCCCCCAAAUGAUGUGCAGGAGAUGGAGGGAGCUCCAAGUCCCAGAGAUCCAGGAGCUGCCCCAGAGCACAGGAACUCCAGGGAGACUGCAACGAGAAAAGCCCCCGCUCCCCUCGAGAGGCGUAGAGGAUCGCCCUGGGGGGGCCACAACCAGCAGCCAGCAGAGUCCACUCAGAUAUCAGCGGCAAGCCCACAGGCCCGCCCGCUGCCUCCCACCCCCUAGCCGGCCGAGCCCGGGACCCAAUGACCCGGGACCCAGGGGCGACCACCCCCGCUGGGGACCCAGCAGAGUCCAGGGACCCAGACCCCACCAGGAAGCCACCGGGCAGGCCGAUGCCAAAAAUCUUAAACCCCCUGACCCGGGAGCCACGACCCAGGCAGACCAAGGCACCGCACUCCACACCAGGUGUGGCAGGGAGAGGGGAGACAAAGAUCUAUAUCAUCACAAGAAGUCCCAGGAGAAGGGAGGAGUCAAAGGCCCCACCUGACAUAUACAGUCAUACACAAACACAGUCACACACUCCCUCCCUCAUGCUCACACAUACACAUACAACCAAAGACGUAAAAUGCAUGUCGGACACCCACUCAUGCUCCCCAUACACACCCUAUUUACUCUGGUCCCGGUACUGCCGCACAUGGGGUACAACCAUUACCGGUUCCAAGAGUUCGACCCUUUCUGCUGGGGUGCUGAUGAGCAGGCUCCCCCGCCCAAUGCUGAGCACAGCAAUCCACCACCCCAGACCCCAACCGGACGGCCGGACCUCCCUCCUAGCCUCCAGCCCCAGGAAGCCAAGCGACAACAGAGGUGUGCUAAGACCCCUAGUCUCCCUCCAACUGCUCUAAUAUGGUGUUAGUGAGUGUUGAUGAGGUGUAUUCCAUGGCUGUGGUGAGCAGGCAGUGCGGGCAUUGUCUGGCCUAUGCCAGCUGAUGCCACCACACCACCCCACUUGCACCCAUAGCCCUCAGUGUCUAAGUGCAGUUUAAAAUUGGAAGUGAGCACCAGCACUUGGGAGGAGGCUGAGAAAUCCCCCUGCCAAAUGCCGUUGGAUGUGCUCACUCCCAAGGCCCUAAGUGUGUGUUUGCAUGGAAUGUCAUUAGUGGAAGUGUUUAACGUGCAGAUAAAAUUGGGCGGCAGGUUGCCACAGGAAUGCGGAAAUGGGAUCCAUACCCACACUCCCUGACUUGUCCACCCCCCAAGGUCCUAUGUGCAUGUUUGCUUGAUGAUGUGAGGGAGCAGGAGGAGAUAAAUGUGUGGGAAUGGGGAGGAAUGGCUUGUUGGGCUUAGCCCUCCAGGAAGCCAGUUCCCCCACUGACCCCAAUAGGCACCUCUGUUGUCAAAAUGCCACCCAGAGCAUGGAGACCCCAGCCCAUCCUGCCAGGGCCCAAAGCAGCAGCAUCACUGAGCCUGACGGAGUCCGAAGGCACCAACCCAGCCCCACCCCAGCAGAAUAUCUACGCCCAUCCCUGCAUUUGCACAACUUCUGGACUAUAAAAGACAUAGGACAUCCAGGUAAGGUUGGGUCCUCCCCCUCCUGGACUUCCCCCUCCCCUGUGAUGGGACAGCAGAGGAGCCAAGGUCUACCCGAGGCCCCUGAACCCGAGUCAGGCAUUGCUGCAUGUUCCUGCCUUCUCCCCGGCAGCAUACAUGUCAGGACCCAAACCCCAAGGCCCCGCCCAGAUCCCCCCACGGGGCCGGCCACCCCCACACCCCGAGCCCCCAGGCCCCCACCCAGACCCACCCAGGGGCAAUGCAGCCGCCGGGCAGUAACCCAUGGCCACUGCCAAGACCUCCAAGGGGCCCCACUCACAACCGCCAGUAGUCCACCCCCCGACGCAACCCAAGCACCUCCAGAGGGGGGCAACGGCCUUCCAGUCCCAGACACCCCCAGUGAACCCACCUCCAAGGAACGUCCAGAUACUCCAAACUCAGACCCUCCACCCCCUCAUCCACAUCAUCCUGCAGGACAAUAUCAAUGGUCCCCCGUCAUCGCUAUGUGAUGGAACCGAUCAAAGGAGCCCAGAGAGAUUGAUCUGAAGUGGAAGCAGAGGCUAAAUCAAGUGUAAUAUGAUCUAACAAAAGAAUUCUAUACUGGUUGAUGCAAAGAGUAUCUCUAUUUUUCCAAUUCAAGAGGAUAGUUUUCUUAGCGAUGCAUAUGGCAGUCAGAACCACGUGAGCCAAAGAUGUUUCAAUCAGGACAUCGUCCAGGUUUCCCAGUAAACAAAGAGAGGGGGUGGUUGGGAUAAGACAUUUCAGACACUUUGACAGGUCUUCACAUACUCUACCCCAAAAUUCCAGGACAGGUGGACAGGACAACAGUGCAUGAAUGUAAUUGUCGGGAACGUUGUUUGUGCAGUGUGUACAGGUGUCAGACGACACAAACCCCAUCUUGAACAUCCGAUAACCUGUAUAGUGUACUCUGUGUAGAAUUUUGUACUGAAUUAAUUGUAAAUUGGGGUGUCUGAUCAUUUUAAAAGUUUUUGAACAAGUUUGGGACCAGAAGUUCUGGUCAAAGCUGACUGAUAGAUCCACCUCCCAUUUUUCAAUAAGGAUUGCUAUUCUAUCGUCUAUUUUGGACAGUGUCAUAUAUUUUAGACAGUAGUUUGGGGGGUUUAAGAUUAUAGAAGUCUACUACCCUUGGUGGUGUUUGUAAUUCUAUUUUAUUGAUCUUACAUUUUUCUUUGACUACAGAUUUAACUUGGUGUUACUCUAAAAAGCUAUUCUUAUCUAUUCCAAAUUGGGAAACUAUUCUAUUAAAUGGGAUGAAGUCCAAUCCUUCAUAUAUGUGUUCCAGGUAUAGGAUUCCUUUAUUCUUCCAGUCUGGAAGGUUCAUCAUUUUAUUAUUUUGCAAGAUAUCAGGAUUAUUCCAGAUAGGUGUGCGUCUGCAUGGUACUAGUGAACUCUGUCAUUUUUAGAUACUCCCACUGUUCUGGCUCUGCCAUAUGUUUUAUUUAUGGGCGCUGUCCCUUUAAGAGAAUCAGGAAGUUGAGCGUUCAGGCCAUGCCAUGCAGCGAUGGCGGCAGUGUGAAGCAGCUUACAGAAAGCGAGGUGUUGUGUUAACAGCUGUGGGUUUUCAGUUCAGAAAGGGCAUUCCUUUUUCACACCUGCCAUAUAAAGUACAAGGUCCAAACCACCCAGGCGUCUGAGACUUCUUGUGUGGAGGUGUUGAACUAAACGGAGAGUGGAAAAGGUUUCCACGAGGCCGUAAAAGUGAAAAAGGAAGACUUCUCAACGAACUACUGACUCCCAGUCUGCGUAAAUGCUGUUUUCAGAACAGCACAUCAGACAUGGUGUUACCAAGUCAGCGUAAGGCACAGUACACCAACACGAACUAUGGAUAAAUCGGAGUUUGAAGUUAGAUCUACUACGUCGCGGUCAAGCAGAGCUUCCGCUACAGGUGUAGCAUUAGCAGCGGCUCAAGCACAUGGCAAAAGCAGAAGCUGCCCAGGCCAGAGCUGCCUUUGCAAAGGACAUAGAAGUCAAAUUGGAAAAAGCCAGGCUAGAAGCAACACUGCAUGCACUUCACAUAGAAGGUGAAGCACAAACUGCAGCUGCUGAAGCAGCAGUAAUGGAGCCUGCAGCUGCGAGUUUGGAAACUAUAGCGGAGCCCCCAAUUAAUCUGGGCCAAACACAACGUGCUUCUGAGCGUACGGCUGAAUAUGUUGCAAAGCACAGUAAUCCCUGUGAUGAAGAACCAGCUAAAAUGAAUUAGAAGGACAUUAAAAAAAGGAAAACACGCACGAAAAGCAAUCUGAUGGGUCAGAUAUGGAAAGAGGAAACGUGUGCACGGAUCUAAAAGAAUACCUGCCCCAGCAGGCCCCAGAAAUCAUUCACUCUAAACCAUAACGGCAUGAACCUAAGAAGCAGGACAACCAGUCAUUCACACCAAAUGCUCAGGAAAAUAGGGCUCACAAUAAUCCCCGCUAUAUGACCCCCUCUACUGGUCGCUCUCAGUAUUGGCCAACUGCUCAGCACUACAGCAGUGACACUAAUGAACUUGCUAAAUAUUUAGUAAAGAGCCAGUUGUUGGUGUCUGAGCUUAAUAAGCAGAGCCGGC